Messenger RNA from Artibeus jamaicensis (Jamaican fruit-eating bat), 228 nucleotides. RefSeq names its product 40S ribosomal protein S27-like. Gene Ontology annotation, molecular function: RNA binding; structural constituent of ribosome. NCBI's taxonomy places the organism in Eukaryota, Metazoa, Chordata, Mammalia, Chiroptera, Phyllostomidae. Gene Ontology annotation, biological process: translation; ribosomal small subunit assembly. The record is from RefSeq and is a predicted model, not a curated record. Gene Ontology annotation, cellular component: ribosome; cytosolic small ribosomal subunit. The transcript is spliced from 2 exons. The coding region runs from base 1 to 228 and encodes 75 amino acids.
AUGGAUAUGGAGUGCCCCGGAUGCUGUAAAAUCAGCACCACCUUUAGCUGUGCACAAAUGACAGUUUGGUGUGUGGGCUGCCGCCCUGUGCUCCGUCAGCCCACAGGAGGAAAAGCAAGGCUUCCGGAAGGAUGCACCUUCCGAAGGAAGCAGCACUGGAAGAAAUGGAGAGGGAAAGCUGUUCCAAUAGGAGCCCAUUUCUUUGGUGGCAGUAGAGUUACCCUUUGA